AUGACGACAAUGACAUCCCUCGCGCUCGCGCGCAGCUCUCCUGCGUCCGCUGCCGCCUCCUCCCCAAUUAAGCCGAUCCUCCGAAAAGCCCCAACCGUGUUGGGCACGCGAUCACGAUCCGAUGACUCGGAUGGGGCAGACGAGGACGAGCCUCCGACGAAGAGACAGAAGAAAACUGUCGCGUUCAACGAGGACCUCAACAUGGUCAAGGAGAUCAGCAGCAAGAGCCUGGAAGAGGCCAAGCGGGAGGUGAAGCAGGCUUUGGAGGGGCACAGCCGCGGCGACGAUGAGGACUACGACCACCUGAAGGAAUUAUUCGCGCCGAGGACAAAACAACUUACGCCUGAUGACGACGAUGACGAGGAGCGCGUGAAACCGCAGGAUCUGAUUGCCUAUGUUGUCGCGCUGACGGGCUACGCACCGCUGCUUGGCCGGUCGUGCUCUGGCCUGCUCGGGAGCAUCCUGCGGUGCGCCUGGCUGGAGCGGGACGAGGACUUUGCCAUGGCAUACAUUCAGCUCCUUGCGGCGCUUUCAUCAAUACAGAUGUCGAUCUUCACGCAGGUGCUUACCAUGGUCGUCGACAAGUUCACCGAGACGCGACACGCCUCGAGCGUGGCGGGCUUUCCGCCAGUCGAGCCCGAGACGAAGAAGAGGUGGCUACAUAUUGGCGUCAAGUACCUGCUCGAGCUAUUCCCCGCCGGCCCGCACAUCAUCCUUGACUUGGUCACGUCCAAGUUCCCCUACAGCGAGGAGUCGAAGGCCACGCACCUGGAGUAUAUUGACCAUCUCCUACGACUGAAGGCCACGAGGCCUGAUCUCGAGCGGGAUCUCAUGGAGCUGAUCCUCUCGCGGCUGGUCAAGCUGGACGUCGAGAUGACGCUCGAUCUGGAAAACGACGACGACGAGAUUACCCGGGCAGUGCUGCGGCAGCUCGAAGCCUCGGACGCGAACAACGAGGACGAAGAUGACGAGAGCGACGCCGAUUCCGUACUGAGCGAUGAGGACGACUUGGACGAGCAGGCUAAGCGCGUGCUGACUAUCAAGAGCAAGCUGGAGACCAUGGAUGCCAUCCUUGAUCUCCUGUUUUCGAUCUAUACCCCGGUAUUUGAGGAUCCGGACAGCCCAGAGGCCCUCGAGGCGUUCCAGGACCUGCUGAGCGACUUCUCGAACGUCAUUCUUCCGUAUCUCAAAUCCCGACACACGCAGUACCUCCUCUUCAAGUUUGCCGUGAAGUCCACCCGGCUCAUGGACAUGUUUAUUGGGACGCUGUUCAACCUUGCGUUUGAGCCGACGAAUCGACGGGCACCGGUCGUCAAGCAGGCUGCGGUUGCUUACUUGGCGAGCUUCACUGCGCGCGGCGCCGCCGUCCAGAGUGAGCAGGUGCAGAUGAUCACCAACACGCUGCUCGACCACAUCGAUGUCUACCGCGUCACGCACCCCGACUGCCGCGGGCCAGACGUGAGGCGGUACAGCCAGUAUUAUGCGUACUUUCAAGGCUUGCUUUAUAUCUUCUGCUUUCGCUGGCGUGACUUAAUCGACCGGGAUCAAGUACCCUCAAGCCUCGACUGGGACGACCCCGCCUCAUUCAUUGGGCGCGAGCUCCCCUGGAUGGCCGGGCUGCGGUCCAGGCUGCAGGUGAACAUUGCCAGCAAGCUGAAUCCCCUCAAGUGCUGCUCGCCCGUCAUCGUCGAGGAAUUCGCCCGCCUCUCUCACCACCUUGGGCUUAUCUACAUCUACCCCCAAAUCGAAAAGAACAAGUCGAUCCACCUCUCGCAGUUCUUCACGGGGAGCUACGCCACCGGCGGCGCCCUGCGCGACACGGGCUUCGAGCUCGACGGGCCCGAACUCACCCACCUCGAGGCCUGCUUCCCCUUCGACCCGUUCCAGCUGCCGGUCGCGCGGCGCUGGCUCGACCUGAAGAACAGCUAUGUCUCGUGGCGGCCGAUGGCGCUGCUUGAUCGGGAGGCGGGCGGUGGCGGUGAGCAGGAGGAGGAUGGGGAGGGCGAGGAGGUAGAAGAAGAGGGGGAAGAAGAAGAGGAGGAGGAGGAGGAGGAGGAUGAGAGUGAGGCUGGGGAUGAGGAUGAGGAGGAAGAGGAUAGGAGUGAGGUUGGGGAUGAGACUGGUGAUGAGGAGGGCGAUGAUGAGAAUGAUUGA
Molecule: messenger RNA, 2154 nt
Organism: Thermothielavioides terrestris NRRL 8126
Lineage: Eukaryota; Fungi; Ascomycota; Sordariomycetes; Sordariales; Chaetomiaceae
Exons: 7
Coding region: 1-2154 (717 amino acids)
Biological process (GO): transcription initiation at RNA polymerase I promoter
Cellular component (GO): nucleus
Molecular function (GO): RNA polymerase I core binding; RNA polymerase I general transcription initiation factor activity
Source: RefSeq, a predicted model, not a curated record